Messenger RNA from Megalobrama amblycephala (Wuchang bream), 728 nucleotides. Its product is annotated as cytochrome c oxidase assembly factor 3 homolog, mitochondrial. The record is from RefSeq and is a predicted model, not a curated record. Lineage: Eukaryota; Metazoa; Chordata; Actinopteri; Cypriniformes; Xenocyprididae. Gene Ontology annotation, biological process: mitochondrial respiratory chain complex IV assembly. The coding region runs from base 57 to 356 and encodes 99 amino acids. Gene Ontology annotation, cellular component: mitochondrial inner membrane. The transcript is spliced from 2 exons.
UGCAUCAUUGACGUGCAGAGUAACCUCGCGUUGCGUCACAACACAGCGCUUCAAACAUGGCAGACAAGAGUAGUCAAGGGGACUCCAAACCUGAAGCCCAGUUUGCAAAGAGAAUAGACCCUACGAAGGAAGAUCUGACCAAGGAACAGUUGCAGUUCAUCCGACAAGUGGAGCUGGCGCAAUGGAAGAAGAACACAGCCAAGCUCCGGGGUCGAAACGUUGCGACAGGACUCGCUAUCGGCGCUGUGGUGCUGGGCAUCUAUGGCUACACUUUCUACUCAGUUUCCCAAGAAAAAAUCAUGGACGAAAUAGAUGAAGAAGCAAAAGCACGUGCUCCGAAGACCGGAGCCAACUGAAUGAACUUUUAUCUUCAGGAACUGUCUGCACUGCCACAGAUGAACGCAGUUGAGCAGGGGCGCCAGCAGAGGGCGCCACAUCCAUUCAAAUAGUCUCCUGUUGGAACUGAGACUCCAUAUUUAAUGAAUACAAGGAGGAAUCCUGCGUUUUUAUAAAACGUGUUUCUGAUAUGCAGUUCAUGGAAUAUGUUAGGAAACUGAAUGUCAUAAUAUUCCCUGUUAAACUAUGAAUACUACAGUAAUUCUACUGGUCAUCUUGCUUUGAGUGCAAAUACAUAAACAGAGAGAGAUUAAUUUAAAUAAUGCCCACCAUUUUCUUUUGUUUAUGUUUGUCUUUUUUUUUAAUGAAUACAAUAAAUGUGUCCUAAAUAA